Acaulospora colombiana is the source of this 1338-nucleotide messenger RNA. Lineage: Eukaryota; Fungi; Glomeromycota; Glomeromycetes; Diversisporales; Acaulosporaceae. The record is from the annotation of a GenBank genome assembly.
AUGGCUUCUUUGGACAACUAUAUGAUUCAGACCCCUGCGGACGAAUGGUCACUUCUAGGCUUUCUUAUGUAUCGCAAGGAACAAAAAGAUUUCUCGAGACUAAAGGAUAAAGAGCAUUUCAGAUACCAAAGGAGUUUGAUGGCCGUGUUGUCAUGCGACGAAAUCACCAUAGUUGAAAAAGUAAUGGCGCAACGUUGCCUUGACAAUUUCAAGAAUGAGAUUAACGGAGAAUAUGUUUGUCGUUUUUGGCGUAUCAUCAUUUUAGAAAAGCAAGAGAUCAGUAAUGAGGAAGAGGUUCUGGACGAAUUUCAACCGCCAUCAAAAAGGCUUAGGGAGGAUAAACUCGAACAGCCACAUACUCCAGAAGAUAAGACAGAAAAGCACAGUUACCGUAUAGAUUACCUUAUCGGUCCUGGUGUUUCCGAGUGGCACCUGAAUGAAGAUUCAACACGAUGGGUUGUAGGUAGCAUCGACAUUUCCGAGAUAUGUCUCAAGUAUCGUGCUGUAGUGGUUAAAAAAUGCGAAUCCAAGGCAGUCAUCCUGGAUGCUAUCGAAGAACUGUUAAUCGCGUGUGAGAGACUAAGUCACAAAGAACGUCAAGCAGCCGCAAGUCGUUGCUUACGAGUUUUUGAGACCGCAACUGAAGAAGAAGAAAUAAUGGUAGAAAUAUUCCGGGGCUUGGUUGACAAUGAGCAGUCUUUGUUCAUGGGAAAUAAAAUCGUUGAGGACACCCACGUUAUUCAAAACGUCAAUUCGAUAAUAAGGCCCUUUUUCAAGAAUAGUAGAAAAAUCACUUUUGAAGGGGCGAACAAAAUUGCAGAGUCAUCAGCAAUUGCCAAAAGACGUUUUGAUCCUGUUCUUCUGGGCAGGAAGCCAGAUUUCACCGUCAUAACGGCGAACCCUAAGAAACAUGUUGAGUUGCUCAUCGGCAAGGUGAGACCACAGAAAACGAGAGAUGCACUUGUUUCGGAGGAUCUUGUCUCUCUUGGUAAAAUGAUGAAGCGCGCAUUAGAUAAAUCAAUUAAGGAUGGCGUAGAUGAUCUGGUCAUUUGUGGCCUGCAGGUGAUCGGGUUUAUUGGAAGAGCCUACGUGAUGGAUCUCCGGUUUGAAGGGGUUUAUCGCAUGAUAUUUAUUGGAGAGUUCGAGCUUCCAAGGGGUUCCGCGUCAUGGAGUACUGUCUUGCGGUGUUAUAGGGUCAUGAACACAAUUCGGGUUAUAGUCAACGAUAUGGCCACUUUAUACCAGCCUGCAAUAAGAAUGAACAUUAAACAAACGAAAUCAGAGAAGAUAAAGUUGACCAAGCCGAUGUUCCAUAGCCCGAUGGAGGUACCGAUUUGA